Molecule: messenger RNA, 255 nt
Organism: Helobdella robusta
Lineage: Eukaryota; Metazoa; Annelida; Clitellata; Rhynchobdellida; Glossiphoniidae
Exons: 2
Source: RefSeq, a predicted model, not a curated record
ACCCACACACUCCACACAACAGAAUGCAGUUACAACACACCACUCGGCAUGUCGACCGAUGAGAUCCAUGACUCCCAGUUAUCCUCAUCUUCGAACUAUCCCCACAACUGGGACAAAGGUUGUCAUCUCAAAUUCGCAAGAAUUUAUCAGGCGAACGGUUUGGCUUGGUGCGCUAAGUACAAAUCAUCCUCUGAAUGGCUGCAAAUUGAUUUGGGGGUGCCCGCCAAAGUAAUUAUUUUUACAAUUACGUUUUAA